GAACCGCGAUGGGUCUAGGUGACUACAGCCAAUGCAGACAGCGAAUGUCCCGGGGACUCCACGGGGUCUCUGGCAGGGCUGCGCUGUGGUUUCCAGCCUUUCAUUCCGUGCACCGCACGCCUUGUGGCACUUGGCACAUCGAGGCACAGGAGCAGGCCCGGGCGUCCGCUCCGGUACUGGAACACCUCCGGCGACAGGAGCGGACCCGGGUGCGCAUGGAGUGCGCGCUGGCCCGGCUGCGCGCGGAGCUGCUGGAAUUGCGUUUCCAGAACCAUCAGCUGGCCCGAACUUUACUGGAUUUAAACGUGAAGAUGCAGCAGCUGAAGAAGCAGCAGGACCUGGAGCGUGCCUCCAAAUCCCAGAGCCCAGAAGAUGACGCCAUGAACCCCGAGUGUGGAAAUGCAUAGUGGAUGGCCCACGCCCACAACUCCGAAGCAGUCCCGACCCUCACCAUAACAUAGGCAACUCUGCAACCAUUCUAGCAUUAACACUAGCGAUGCCGUGUGUGCAUUCUGAGGGACAUCCUGUCCAGCGAAAAUUUAGUUGUAAGGAGGAAGUGGGGAAAGAAAGAAUCUAAGAAAGGGGAGAGAGAUAUUUUUUUGAAGUAAAAAAAUAAAUCAUCCAUUGGUUUGACUGGUUAAUAUCUUAGUAGGAGAAAGGGAAGAAGGAGAGAAAUAGGAGGGAGAAGAAAAAAACCAAAGCAUUCCAGUCUGCCUUAUUGCCAGUUUACAGUGCUGCCCGUUGCCUUACCGCCUUUCUUUCUGUAGUUUUGUGUGGACUGGCAGAAUUUGUGCUUGUUUUUACUGUGUUGAAUUUUGCUCGACCUAGUAGUCAAUCCAGUACUCUUCUGACUCGGGAAACUGAGAAUUAUCAGUGCCUGGGUUCCAGCCAUGCCCUUGAUGUGGCCACUGUUAAGGGUGUCUCAACUUCUUGCUGCAUUUAGACAAGCACUCCAGGCCUUGCUGUCAUUGAAACACAAAGUGGGUAAUGAUUCUCCUAAAAUCUCUUGCCUCAGUUGGUUCAAGUGUGAGUUUCAUGAUGUAUACCCCUCAAUGCCUAACUAAUGUAGUUCUUUUGUUCAAGUAACUUAGGAAUUAAAAUUGUUCUUAUUGUUGAAUUAAAAGAUCUAUUGUACCCUAAAAGUGCUUUUUCAAUGCAAAAGUAAAAACAAUAAAAAAGUUGCAAACCUAA
Myodes glareolus (Bank vole) is the source of this 1191-nucleotide messenger RNA. Lineage: Eukaryota; Metazoa; Chordata; Mammalia; Rodentia; Cricetidae. The record is from RefSeq and is a predicted model, not a curated record.